Ananas comosus (pineapple) is the source of this 1524-nucleotide messenger RNA. Its product is annotated as myb-related protein 2-like. NCBI's taxonomy places the organism in Eukaryota, Viridiplantae, Streptophyta, Magnoliopsida, Poales, Bromeliaceae. Bases 213 to 1319 code for a protein of 368 amino acids. The record is from RefSeq and is a predicted model, not a curated record. The transcript is spliced from 7 exons. Gene Ontology annotation, molecular function: DNA binding; DNA-binding transcription factor activity.
GUACGUGUAGCCAGCUCUUUAACCAUUGCGAAGGGCAGGUAGAGAAAGCUGAAGCCGAAACAAGGAGCAUUUCGCAGUACAGCGAGAGCAAGUCUUAGCUUUCCCCGGAUAGCGGAACAACAAAGGUUGCAGCAAAUCAGAAACAGGCAGAUAAGCGCAGUCGCCAAAUGAGUAAUAGUAUCUAAACAAGGAGAUUGCAAAAGUGACAGAAGAUGUAUAAUAAUCAUCAUCAAGGCCACAACAACAACCUUCUUAUUCCUUCGCGGGGAGCCUUUCCUGCAGAUAAGCAUUUGUUUUUGCAAGGGGGGAGUGUUCAGGGGGAGUCGGGGCUCGUUCUCUCUACCGAUGCUAAGCCUAGAUUGAAAUGGACACCGGAACUCCACGAGCGUUUCAUAGAGGCGGUAAAUCAUCUCGGCGGAGCAGAUAAAGCCACACCGAAAACAAUCAUGAGGCUCAUGGGCAUCUCAGGACUAACUCUAUAUCACCUUAAAAGCCAUCUUCAGAAAUACAGGCUUAGCAAGAAUCUACAGACGCAAUCGAGUAACGGAAGCACGAAAAAUAUUGUAAGCUGCACCGUAGCAACAGAUAGAACACUCGAAGGGAAUGGAGCGCCGAUAAGCGAUUUGAAUAUCGCGUCCCAGACAAAGAAAACUAUGCAGAUAAGCGAAGCAUUGCAAAUGCAAAUUGAAGUACAGAGGCGCCUGCACGAACAACUAGAGGUGCAAAGACAUCUACAACUCCGCAUUGAAGCGCAGGGAAAAUACUUGCAGUCGGUGCUGGAGAAGGCACAUGAGACUCUCGCAAAACAGAACUUAGGCUCUGCCCCCGGUCUAGAAGCCGCCAAAGCGCAACUAUCUGAACUCGUAUCGAAAGUCUCAACCGAAUGCCUGCACAAUGCAUUUACUUUCGAAGAUGUCCACAGACACGCAGCGCAGUUCAACGACGGUUCGGUCGAUAGCUGCUUGACAUCGUGCGAAGGGUCACAAAAGGAGCAAGAGUUGCACACCAAGUGUAAGAGGACAGCUGCAGAAGAUAUCAAUUCUCAAGCUUUAUGGUUUAGAGACUCAAAUAAGCGUAAAAUCGCUUCUGCGUCAGCUGCUAGAGAUCAAGAUAUGAAUGACUACCAUGUCCAAAGAGACUCUGGCAUGUUAUCUAUCGGCCUCGCGGCACAUGACGCUAAGGAAAUGAGAGGCAACGUUUUCGAGGCUCGACGAAAUGACCCAUGUCUCACGACCCAACUGGAUCUAAACGCGAAUUAUUCGAGUGACGCAGCUCCAAACUGCAAAAAGUUUGACUUGAAUGGUAUUAGCUGGACUUAGCAGAGGAAUGUUUAAAGAAUCAGUUUGCGGUAGAGAUGGUGAAUAAAUUUAGAAUCAUUUUUCGGUUGCCUCGAGCAACUGUUAUGAUCAUUGUGUACACAACCUAUAUAGAUAUAUGUAAGAAAAACUAGUUCUAUAUUAUGUGCCAUCAAAGCAUUGCAGAAUAAGUGAUGGAUAUGAAAUAAAAAGCUGUUUCCGCGACAAA